CUCCAUGACAAUCAGCUGAACAGUUUACCUUGUGCUUUGGGAGAACUGCAGGAGCUUCAGCAACUGCGGCUCAGUCAUAACCAGCUGAGAGCACUUCCUGUGGAAGUGUGUACUUUGAAGAACCUCCAUAGCCUCACACUCCAUCAAAACCUGCUGGAGACCCUGCCAGAGGUCCUGGGACAACUGGAGAACCUGACCGAGCUGGAUCUGUCCAACAACCACCUGAUGGGCCUGCCCUCCAGCCUCGGCCGCCUCACCUGUCUACAGAAACUGAAUCUAAGUCACAACAAACUCAGCUGUCUGCCUGACACCGUGACCCAGCUCACAAAUGUUAAGCUGCUGGACUGCAGCAAUAACCAGCUGACUGAAAUUCCUGCCAGCCUAUCAGAGAUGCUUGCUCUGGAGCAGCUCUACCUCAGACACAACAAGCUCUGCCUCCUCCCAAAGCUCCCUGCACCUGUGCUUAAGGAGCUGUAUGUAGGUAACAACCAGAUUGAGCAGUUGGAGACAGAGCAGCUGGCCGUCCUGACAACCUUGUCUCUUCUAGAGCUCCGCGACAACAAAAUCAAAACCAUCCCUGAACAGAUAUCCUUUCUGAGCACACUCACAAGACUCGACCUCACCAACAAUGACAUUACCACUCUUCCAGCAUCGCUCAGCCUGCUGCCUGAUCUGAAGGUGUUACUGUUGGAGGGAAACCCUCUGCGAGGAAUCAGAAGGGAUCUGCUCACUAAGGGAACCAAUGAGCUUCUGAAAUAUUUAAGAGGAAGAAUUAAAGAGGAGCCUGAGAGACCAGAUGAAGGACAUACAGCUAUGACUUUACCCAGCCAGACCAGGGUCAAUGUCCACAACAUUAAAACUCUCAAGUUAUUGAUGUACAGCGAGAUGCAGGCAGGUAGUAUUCCAGAUGAGGUGUUUGAUGCUGCAGUAGAUCAAGGUGUUACCACUGUUAACUUCAGCAAGAACCAGCUGACCUCCAUACCUCCCAGACUGGUGGACUUCCAAUCCUCAGUGUCAGAUAUCAAUCUGGGUUUCAACAGACUGAUCUGCUGUUCUCCUGACAUCUGCAAGUUCCUGCAGCUGACACACAUCGACCUCAGGAAUAACCAGCUGAGUGAUUUACCAUCUGAAAUGAAGAACUUAACUAAACUGUGCUCCAUUAUCCUCAGCUACAACAGGUUCAAGUCCUUCCCUGAAGUACUCUAUCAGAUAGUUUCCUUGGAGUCGGUGUUGCUUGGUAACAACCUGGUGGGUGUGGUGGACCCUUGUCGUCUGAAAAAGUUGGUUCAUCUGUCAACACUGGACCUGUCAAACAAUGACCUGCUGAACAUUCCCCCUGAACUGGGCCUGUGUACCAGCCUCAGGUGUCUCAGUCUGGAGGGGAAUCUUUUUCGCACUCCCAGAGCAGCCAUCGUGGCCAAAGGAACGGAUGCAGUGAUGGAGUACCUCCGCAGCCGCAUUCCUACAUGAUCCUGACCUCCGGGGUCAUGAUCAACACAUCUUCUGGCCUUGCAAUUCCUUGUUUCUUUCUCAGUAUUGACAUUUAAAUGCAUCAACAGCCACCUGAUUGUUCUUUAUCUUUAUUGUACACAAGUCUGCAGUCAGAAGGAAACCAGUAGCCAAAGUUUCCCUCUUGAAUUUCAAUGUUGCUCCAGUGAUGUGGUUUGUGUUAGAUGGAUGUGUAGAAUGUGAUAAAUAUUCCUGGACAAUCGGAGUCAAACUCAUGCCGACGUGUGACAGAAAAGAACCAAUGACACUUCACUCAAUAAAGUUGUUAUAUAACUUUA
Messenger RNA from Micropterus salmoides (largemouth bass), 1787 nucleotides. RefSeq names its product leucine-rich repeat-containing protein 40-like. Gene Ontology annotation, molecular function: protein binding. Lineage: Eukaryota; Metazoa; Chordata; Actinopteri; Centrarchiformes; Centrarchidae. The record is from RefSeq and is a predicted model, not a curated record.